Serendipita indica DSM 11827 is the source of this 2958-nucleotide messenger RNA. Lineage: Eukaryota; Fungi; Basidiomycota; Agaricomycetes; Sebacinales; Serendipitaceae. The record is from the annotation of a GenBank genome assembly.
AUGCUUCUUCAGGCCCGUUUGCGCUUGACGAAUCUCCUACGUCCCUCCCAGUCCUCGUUGCAGAAUACGGAACAGUCCACACAGGCAAACCCCAAGAAUCACGGAGCUGUAAUCAAAACACCCCAAUCAAAGAAAUGUAAUCUCGGGCUCCUGGAAAUCUACUCUGGAACUGAUCCUGUUGCCGAUAUCGUUGCCAUCCACGGCCUGCAAGGACAUAGAGAGAAGACGUGGACAUCAGAUGACGCAAUCUCGUGGCUACGUGACCUCUUGCCUACCGAUAUACCAAACGCCCGAAUCCUCACGUACGGUUAUGACGCCGACACCCGCAGUAAAGAAUGCGUAUCAACCCUGACAAUGCGUCGGCAUGCCAAAGCGCUAGCACAGGCACUCUCACGUGAACGGAAAGACGCUCCUCGCCGUCCCAUCGUUUUUGUUGCGCACGACCUAGGAGGUAUCAUUCUCAAAUGGGCUCUCGUUAUCUGCCACAAUCAGAGUUUGACGUCCAAGGGGGACCUCCGUGACGUUCUCGUUUCCACACAUGCAAUCCUAUUCUUUGGGACACCGCACUCUGGUCUCGAUAGCACGAGCGUCCUUGAAGCAAUCAAUCGUCUGGCAUCGGCGUACAUGGAAACGACAGACAUCGUCCUCAAGGAUCUUCAACCCAACUCAGCUGAGCUCGAGAACAUACAAAGUCUGUACCUCGCGGCGAGCGAAAAUAUCAGUAGUAUCUUCUUCUGCGCGGAAUAUGCGACAUCUGGUAUUGGGAAUCGAGAAGACUUGAAUGUCUCAUAUCACUCGGCCACUAUACCUGGCGACCGCAACGCGACGACAAUCACCCUUCAUGCGAAUCACCGCGAUUUAGUUCGCUUUGCAUCCAAGGAGGACGACAACUAUAAGACGGUUCAUCAUCACCUCAAGGACUAUGUCGACAGCGCGUCUGCUGCGGUGCAGGAAAAGUGGAUCACAGAGGACAGCUGUCGUAGCGCGGCGAAGCGAGAGCCUGUUUCUCUGAAGCUCAUAAUGCCAAAGCCAUGCCCACCAGUGUCAAGAAGCUACAUUGAGCGAAAGAAGAUUCACUCGUUCAUCACACAGAAGCUGCGUCCAGACGGUUCCGUGAAACACCAAGCACGGUGUGUGUUAUAUGGGAUCGGGGGGUCCGGCAAAACUCAACUGGCAACGAACUGGAUUCGGGAGCAUGAAUCUAGCUUUACUCGGGUGAUUUUUGUCGAUGCCUCUAGCCAACCGCAAAUCGAAGCAGACCUGGAACAAUUCGCUCGCUCCUUGGGCCGAGAGUAUAGCAAGAUGACUUGGCAGGAUACAGUCGCCUACCUUGAUUGCAAGGAAAAAGGCUGGUUGCUGUUCAUCGACAAUGCCGACUCAUCAGACCUCAACCUCCAUCCAUACCUACCCACUACUGCUCAUGGGUCUAUUUUGAUUACAACAAGGAAUACCGAAUGCGUCGGCUACGCUCCGGAUGGCGCAAUUCCUGUUGGCGGUCUUGAGGAGAAAGAAGCAGUGGAUCUUCUUCAUAAAAUUGCCAAUGUCUCGCCUACGUCCGACGCCGGAUCUAUCGAGAUCGUCCGCGAGUUGGGGUUGCUAGCACUCGCGAUCACCCAAGCGGGAGUAUACAUUCGCAAGACGCGGCGGGUCGACACGUAUCUUGAGUCGCUCCAGAAGCACCGAGAUCAGCUUCUGCGCAAACAGCCCGAUAUCGGCAACGAGUACACAUACUCGAUAUAUACCGCCUUCGAUCUGUCAUUCCACGGCUUGCCAGCAAAGUCACAAGAUUUUCUCAAGAUUUGCGCAUUCCUCCACUAUUCCCUUAUACCGAUUGCUUUAUUUAGGCAGUCAAUGAAGUCCGGAUACAGGACGGAGAAAAAUAUGGAGAAUAGUCUUCCUCCAGAGUGUGACCAACCGGUUAUCUCAGCCCUUCAGAAGAUUCUAGGCAGAGCUUGGGAUGAGGUUGAAUUCCAAGAGAUCGUCGACCCUGCAUCCCGUGCGUCAUUCGUAGACGUUUCGAUUGAUGGACUAUUCUACACCGUCCAUCCUCUUCUUCAGAUGUACAUCAAGGACUGCAUUGGUAAAGAGGAGAGUCAACGCUAUGCACGCAUGACGAUCCAACUAAUACUCGGUGCUAUUCGACCGCCGUCGGAUGGUAGUAAUGUGCUGCAUUGGCAAUUGCUUCCGCACGCCAACAAAAUCCCUCGCUCGGUUCAGUUGGAGAUUAGCUCACAUGCAUUGAACUUCUACUGGCUUUACCAUAGUGUGGGUGACUGGGCGGCCUGCCAAGAGCUCUUAGAGCCUCUCCUUUCCCAAAGUCAGCAGAGCUAUGGUAAAACGGACCCACUCUCAAUGUGGUUGAUUGGCCAACUUGGCAACGUGUUACGGAGCUCUGGUCAGUUGGACAAGGCAGAAGAGGUAAAGCAAGAAGUUGUCGCUCUACGGCAAUAUAUCAAUCGCAACAGGGGCCAAUACGCUACUGUGAUAACGAGCGACAUCGAGAGUAUUUGGUACAAGUGUCUUCAGUUGCAGGAGGCUGAACAGAGUGAGCGAGCGCUACUUGCCUUGCGGCGGGAUAUCUUUGGACAGCGGCACCCAAAAACUCUCGAAGCUUCAUACAAUCUCUCCUUGACAUUGUAUGAAUUUCAAAAAAUUGACGAAGCCGCAAAGCUGCUGCAGGAGACUAUGGAAUUACGCGCUCAGGUCUUUGGUAAAGACCAUCCUCAUACCCUGAAGUCGAAGCAACUUCUCAAACGCAUCGUUUUAAAGCAAUAUCUCCGAUACCUCGAUUCCCCAAUCGCGUAUUUCGUCUGUGCUCUUCCGUUUAUCCCCAUUAUCAGAUGGUGGUGGCGAUUUCAGGCCAGUAACUGGGAAAGGUGUGGGCGUGCAAGCAUGUUCCCUAUCACCUGUCUACUAUGCGUAGCAUGGAAAUCCAGCCGCUUCGGAGAUGGAUCGUAG